AUGUCAGUCCAGACGGUCUCCAUCCAGCCCUUCGCGGAUCAGAAGCCGGGCACUUCUGGGCUUCGCAAGAAGGUCAAGGUCUUCCAGCAACCCCACUACUCCGAGUCCUUCAUUACCAGCAUCCUCCUGUCGAUCCCCGAGGGUGUCGAGGACUCCUUCCUGGUCAUUGGUGGCGAUGGCCGUUAUUAUAACACUGAGGUGAUCAGCAAGAUCGGGAAGAUCGCGGCCGCCUACGGCGUCAAGAAGCUGCUGGUUGGCCAGAAUGGCAUCAUGAGCACCCCCGCGGCCAGCAACCUGAUCCGCGUGCGGAAGGCUACUGGCGGUAUUCUUCUGACUGCCAGUCACAACCCCGGUGGUCCCAACGCCGACUUUGGUAUCAAGUACAACCUGGCCAACGGUGCCCCCGCCCCUGAAACUGUGACCAACAAGAUCUACGAGACCUCCAAGGCUCUGACCUCUUACAAAUACAUUGACAUUCCCGAUAUCGACACCUCGAGCAUUGGCACCAAGAGCUAUGGCCCCCUCGAGGUCGAGGUUGUCCACUCGACGGCUGACUACGUGACCAUGAUGAAGGAGAUCUUCGACUUCGAUCUGAUCAAGGAGUUCCUCAGCACCCACAAGGACUUCAAGGUCCUCUUCGAUGGCAUGCACGGUGUGACCGGCCCAUACGGAGUGGACAUCUUCGUCAAGGAGCUCGGGUUGCCCGCCAGCAGCACCAUGAACUGCGAGCCCAAGCCGGACUUCGGCGGUGGUCACCCUGACCCCAACCUCGUAUAUGCGCACGAGCUUGUGGAAGCCGUUGACAAGAACGGCGUGCACUUUGGUGCUGCCAGUGACGGUGACGGUGAUCGCAACAUGAUCUACGGUGCCAACAGUUUCGUCUCUCCCGGUGACAGCUUGGCUAUUAUCGCGCACCAUGCUCAGCUUAUCCCCUGGUUCCAGAAGCAGGGUGUCUUCGGCCUGGCUCGCUCGAUGCCUACCUCUGGCGCCGUCGAUCGUGUCGCUCAGGCCCAGGGCCUGCAGAGCUACGAGGUGCCCACUGGCUGGAAGUUCUUCUGCAACCUGUUCGAUAACAAGAAGAUCUCCAUCUGUGGUGAGGAGAGUUUCGGUACUGGCAGCAACCACAUUCGCGAGAAGGAUGGUGUCUGGGCCAUCGUUGCCUGGCUGAACAUCAUCGCCGGUGUCGCCAAGCAGAAGCCCAACGAGACCCCCAGCAUCGCGUCCAUCCAGAACGACUUCUGGAAGACCUACGGACGCACCUUCUUCACCCGCUACGACUACGAGAAUGUCGAUAGCGAUGGUGCCAACAAGGUUGUCGGCACUCUAUCCGACCUGGUCGCCAGCGACUCCUUCAUCGGCUCCACCAUCGCCUCCCGCAAGGUCGUCGAUGCCGGCAACUUCUCCUACACCGACCUCGACGGCAGUGUCUCCAAGAACCAAGGCCUGUACGCCAAGUUCGACGACGGCAGCCGUAUCGUCGUCCGUCUGUCCGGUACCGGCAGCAGCGGCGCUACUAUCCGCCUCUACGUUGAGCGCUACGAGAGCGACAGCUCGAAGUUCGGCCUCAGCGCCCAGGAGUACCUGGCCGACAAUGUUUCUCUGGCGCUGUCUCUGCUCAAGUUCAAGGAGUAUGUCGGCCGUGAGGAGCCUGAUGUCAAGACCUAG
Penicillium macrosclerotiorum is the source of this 1665-nucleotide messenger RNA. RefSeq names its product phosphoglucomutase PGM2 (gene pgmA). The transcript is spliced from 3 exons. Bases 1 to 1665 code for a protein of 554 amino acids. Gene Ontology annotation, molecular function: magnesium ion binding; phosphoglucomutase activity. NCBI's taxonomy places the organism in Eukaryota, Fungi, Ascomycota, Eurotiomycetes, Eurotiales, Aspergillaceae. The record is from RefSeq and is a predicted model, not a curated record. Gene Ontology annotation, cellular component: cytosol. Gene Ontology annotation, biological process: carbohydrate metabolic process.